UACAGCACAAGUACGCACUUCAUUCCUUUAGCAGAAUGCAGAAAAACAUGGUUCGCUUCCUUUCAACCGAUACCAUCCGAUCCACGAGUAACUCAAUUCGAAGGAUGGAGCUAACUCCAUGGGAUCUCAAUUUGCUCUUGCAGGAGCAUGUGCAAGGUGGCCUCCUCUUCCAUCUCAAACCUCAACCUUCACAAGAACAAGAUGCUCAUCAUUUACCCAAAAACGAUGUGAUUGAUCACCUAAAAGCCUCCCUCUCCCGAACACUGGACAUUUUCUAUCCCCUUGCCGGCCGCCUCGUCAUGAUCGAAAACGACGAUAAGACCGCCAGUUUCUUCGUGGAUUGCAAUAAUCUUGGAGUCCAGUUCGUCCAUGCAGUUGCAGACGGCGUCACUGUAGCUGAUAUUCUUGACCCCAUUUACGUUCCACAAAUUGUGGAAUCCUUCUUUCUUAUGAAUCGUGUUCUCAACUACGAAAGCACUAAUUCCAAGCCAUUGCUCUCUGUUCAAGUAACCGUCCUUGUCGACGGCUUCUUCAUCGGUUGUUCACUAAAUCAUGCGGUUGCCGAUGGCGCUUCAUUCUGGCAUUUCUUCAAUACUUGGUCCGAAAUCUCCCGGGGUUCCUAUGACGUUAAAUCGACACCGCUCCCAAUAUUCGAACGUAGUUUUUUUGACGGUAUCAUCGACUUCCCCCUCCACAUACCAAACCCUUACAAAGAAAAUGUUGAGAGGGUCGUUCAUCCACCGCUGCAACAGAGGUAUUUCCAUUUUCCAAAAGAAAAGAUAGCAGAACUUAAAGCAAAGGCCAACGCUGAAAUGAACACUGACAAGAUCUCAUCUUUGCAAGCACUAUUGGGUUAUUUUUGGCUAUCCAUAACUCGUAGUCGUCGUCUGAAUGAUGAUCAAGAGGUUCAGUACUUGAUUGCUGUGGGGGUGAGGCAAAGAAUGCACCCGCCAUUGCCGAAUCAGUACUUCGGGAAUGCGGCCCAAGUGGGGAUGGCCACAAGCACAGUAGGAGAUCUAAUACAGCACGGACAUGGUUGGGCAGCUUGGCAUAUAAAUAAUAUGCUUGCUUCAAAAAUUAAAGAAGAACAGAGGAAGUUCUUGGUUGAUUGGUCGAAAAACCCUAGGAUGGUAAAGUUUAGUGGCAUGAGAAGUACCAAACUGCUCACCGGAAACUCCCCACGAUUCAAUGUGUACGGUAAUGAUUUUGGUUGGGGAAGGCCGGUCGCAGUGCGAAACGGUGUUUCGCUAAAGUUCGAAGGAAAUUUAAUGGUGUUCCCUGGGAAGGAAGAGGGUAGCAUUGAUUUCGAAGCUUGCCUUUUGCCAGAGACAUUGGAUGCGAUGGCAAAGGAUGCAGAGUUUAUGCAGGCUAUCACCUUAUGAAAUUCUCGAUACAGAUAGAACAAAGAUGGUGGAAUAUUAACUAGAUUUGAGUCCAAAAAUAAAUAUUGGUGAAAUCAAAGAAAAUAAAAAAUAAUAAUAUUUGCAGUCGUGAAGUAUCUAAUUAUCGUAUAAUUUUUUUUUUUAAAAUGAGUAAAUAAUGAAUUUAUAUGAAAAAAAUUUAAUUUUUUAAUAAUUAAUCAUAAUCUUUUUUAAAACAAUUACAUGACAUUUAUGCAUUCAAUGAUUAUACAUAAUAUUACUUCAAUCCAUUCGAUUUCAUGGGAAGGGUGCCAAAAAAAUUUGAGAUUGGAAUAUAUAAAUACCUGUGUUGUUGUUUGCAUUUUUUCCAGGCAAUUAGUUCAAUGGCCUGUAUAAGUGUGAUGCUCCCUUUUUAUAAUAGCGAUGUAAUAUUGUGUAAAAAUAAAAAUAAAAAAUUAUUGUGAAUAACAAAGUUUAAUAAUAUGAUAUCUUUUUAUAAUGAGUAAUACUACGUACAGUCAUUUUUGCAUACUCCUUGCGCACUCUACUGAUAUGAUUGGUUGGAUUAAUUUUUUUUUAAUACACAACUAAUCAUAUCACUGAAGUGCACAAAAGAAUCUACAAAAAUAACUAUACAUAGAAUUUUUAUUUUAUAAUAGCUAUGGUUUUAUCAGAUGUUGACGUCUCGUUGACAGAAAAGAGCAACCCGCAGUUGCAAUUGGAUCUUAGAAAGUCAAUAGGAAAAAUAAUUGAGCUUAUUGAAGGGAUCAGUUUGUCAUCUCUGGAUUAUGAUAACCCCGAUACGUUGGCCAGAAAGCAUGGCAAUACAUUCACAUGCAAGAAUUCGGAAACAGCGUCUGGGUACAUGGUCCGGGUUUUCCAGUGGACAAUUUCUGAACUCGGUGCUGUUUUACAACAAUUUGUUCGUAUUUGUGAUGAUCUGUUGAGUGGAAGGGCUAAUAUUGACAAAUUUGCCCAAGAAUUAACUAUUUCUUUAGAGUGGAUUAUGAACCAUUGCUUUUCCCUAUAAGAUGUUUCCAACAUGAGGGAGGCGAUUAUGAAGCAUUUUGAUUGUGAUGAAUCACGAAGUGAAAGCGAGGCAGAAGUUGGAAGAAUUGGCCAUUUUUCCGAAGCAGGACGUGUUCCAAGAGAAUAUUUAUCAUAUUUGCCCCUCACUGCUGCUUCAAAUGGCAAUCGUCUUAUGAAUUUGAAGUCUGCAAAGAAAGACUUGGAAGGAAGGCCUCAGUCAGCUACUGAUACCAGUGAAUCCUUGAUGAGUCAGCUCCAUGAAUCCGAAAAAACCAUUGCAAGCUUGCAAACAGAGCUGGAAACUCUAAAAAAAUCGACACAAAGGAUUGAGAAUCAAAUCAAAAGUCACAAGUUGACAAAUGAAGAUCUUGACAGACAGCUUACAGUGGCCAGAGUGGAACUGAAUGAAGCACAACAGAAGUUUUCGUCACUAGAAGUGGAGCUGGAUGACAAAAGGAACUGUUGUGAAGAAUUAGAGGCCACAUGUCUUGAACUGCAGCUCCAGUUUGAAAGCGUUGCAAAGAAGGAAGCCCGAGCAGUGACCCCAAUCAGGAAGAAAAGCAACUUCGGACUGAUUGGGAGAUUACAGCUGCUUCAGAGAAGUUGGCAGAGUGCCAGGAGAGAUCCUAAACCUUGGAAAGCAGUUGAAGGCAUUGGCUGCACCAAAGGAAGCCGCCCUUUUUGACAAGGUCAUAGCUAGCCCCAUGCCCACCACCCCCACCACAGCUACAAUGCCAGCCCCACCCAAGGAUAAGAUCAUGAACCAGCGCACGUCUUUACUUGAUAAGAUGCUAGCGGAGGAUGAUGCUGUAGCUAAGAAUCUUCAAUCUCCAAAGACCAAAGAAAUAGAUGGAAAUUUCACAAGAAAAAUUAACGGGCCAUUCCAGCCUCCAGAAAAUAUUGUCGUCUUAAAUGGGGUUAGAUACGAGGAUGACAACACCUCAGCCAGGAGCCUUGCUAUUGUGGCUAGCAAAAAACGGGGAGGUGGGAGUUUAUGGAGAAAGCUGUUGUGGAGAAAGAAGGGUACCAGCAAGAAAGCGCCUCUCCUGUUUGUCCCAUGACAAACGUCUUAAUAGUAAUAAAGUGAUGGCAAGCUUGUUGCUCAGGUUCCUUCUUUUUCACCAAUGUUGUUGUUUGGUUUGUAGUGGGGAAAGUGGGAGAUAACAAGUCUUGGCAUUUACCAGUCAUUUGAGAGAGAGAGAGAGAGAGAGAGAGGGGGGGGGGGGGGGGGGGGGGGGGGGGGGGGGGGGGGAUUUGAUAUUGUGUUUGUUACUGCUGUAUAUAGAACUGAUGCCCUGACAAUUAUAGAGGUUACAGCGCACUGAAGAUGCUCCUAAAA
Molecule: messenger RNA, 3729 nt
Organism: Carya illinoinensis
Lineage: Eukaryota; Viridiplantae; Streptophyta; Magnoliopsida; Fagales; Juglandaceae
Product: protein ENHANCED PSEUDOMONAS SUSCEPTIBILITY 1-like
Exons: 3
Coding region: 36-1382 (448 amino acids)
Source: RefSeq, a predicted model, not a curated record